AAUGAAACCUUAAUAAUUGGAGAGGCAAAAGAUAUACCGGACUACUAGACGUCCGUAUGCCCGUUAGCCAGCAAUGAAUGGCGCCUAUAUAAUACUAGUAUGUCCUGAGACAGUGAUUGAGUGACUAUUCAUUGAGACAACAAAGGGACUUAGGUUGUUUGCUUGUCGCAUAAUCCACCCGAACUUCACCCCACAGGACACAAUAAUAAUGACGCUCCCUCUGCUCUCCGUCCGAGAACAAAAUCCCGAGCACUCCCUUUCAACAACAAAGGUUGAACAGUGGGAAGACUCCUUGAGAACCGAUCCUUCUCAACCCGGUGUAUUCGAAUGGUGGUACUUCGACUCGCACCUAUCCAAUGGCGGAAAGCUCAUGGUGGUAUUUCAUACCAAGCUCUUCUCCAGCCCUCAAGUCGGACUCGAACCCAAGAUUCAGAUCCAACUAGAGACACCCGACGGCCGAGUCUGCAAUGUCUUGCAAGCCUACAACCCAGAUGAGUUCCACUCCAGCACAGAUGAAUGCGACGUCACCGUCACCAGAGAUGGCGUUGUCAACUUCUUCCGUGGCACGGGGCUCAAGGAGUAUCGCAUUCGUGUGGCGGUGGAGAGUCUUGAUAUCGAUAUCCAAAUGACCAACACGACCUCGCCCUGGCGCCCUGGCAAGGGCCACGUGUGGUCCAAGAACAAUGAGUAUUUUGAUUGGUUUGUGGCGGUGCCCCAAGGAAAAGUCACCGCUACUUACACCAUUGCUGGCGAGUCGCCAGUCACGGUGGACGGCGAUGGAUACCACGACAAGAACUGGGGCAACGCGCCGCUCGCUCAGACGAUCAACCAUUGGUACUGGGGCAGAGGAACACUUGGGCCUUACACCGUCAUCUCCUCCGCAAUUGUUUUCUCCGAGAAGCACGACUCUGUUCUGGUCAAGACCUUCAUGAUCCAGCGCGAGGACACUGUCGUGGCCGAUGAUGGAUCCAAGGUCAGCUUCAUUGCCGAAGGCAUUGAGCAUGAUGACGAGGUUGACCGCCCUGUUGCCGACACACUUCAGUUCGAAUACCGGAACGAAGGUACUGUCUUCGUCAUUGAGUACUUUAGAGAAGAAACCACACUACGCCAGCAGAUGAGCGGAGCGUGGUAUCUCCGUUUUGCCGGUGGGAUGAAACUCAAAAAGUACCAAAACAACGAGCUGAUCGAAGAACAUGGGGGCCAUACUCAAUGGGACUCGAUGUGGUUUGGACAAGGGUGCAAAGAAACUCUUCCCUACUGGAAAUGAGAAGCUUGAGGAUGACCAUGGCUUGUGAAGCAAUUUGAGGAGAGCUACAGCGAGCCGUCUUAUCCAAGAUUCUCGAUGUGGGAGAAGACAAGGAUCACAAAGGCAGGAGGAGAGAACGGCAGUGCCCAGAUAUAAAUAAUUAGCUUU
Colletotrichum acutatum is the source of this 1414-nucleotide messenger RNA. Its product is annotated as hydroxyneurosporene dehydrogenase. Lineage: Eukaryota; Fungi; Ascomycota; Sordariomycetes; Glomerellales; Glomerellaceae. Bases 209 to 1267 code for a protein of 352 amino acids. The record is from RefSeq and is a predicted model, not a curated record. The transcript has a single exon.